AUGGGUUGUUGUGGAGAUAGAGAGAAGCAGAAUCAGAUUCGCGCUGAGCAGAAGUGGGAUUACAUCACUCUGGACGACUUCAAGUCCAGUUCCUGCCUCACCCCUUUCUCGUAUUUCUUCCUCUAUGUAUUUCUGCUGGUUUCGAUUGCAGUGUACUCGGUUGAUACCUUUACGGCUAUCCAAUUGAUCGCCUUCGCUCACUGGGCCGGUCAGAUCAAGCCAAGCAUCCCCUUCACCGUAUCGCGCUGGAUCUUCGCUAUCUGUAUCUGCAUCUCGUUUCUGUUACUCAUCUAUCGAUGGAUACGAGCAAUUCGCGCGAUGCGAACAGGCGGCGUCGCGGAAAGCUAUCUGGAUCCUCUCGCCGUCCGCAUCCAAAGUAUCCGAACGGGAAAGCGAGGCCGUGGCUGGAAGCGAUUCUUGGUAUUCGCCGAGCUGACCAAAAGUAAGAAAGGCGCCGAGUACAUUGCUCUCUUCGCAUACUUCUCCUUUGAAUCAUGGCUCCGUGUGGUCUUUGCCGAAGGCCCUCGCCAGGUGGUCAAUGCGAUAACGCUGUACUCUGUCAUGCAAUUGAACUUGAUUCCGGAAGGACAACAUGCGGCCCCUAAAGGUACCCCACCGAUUGAGCAGUUCUUCAUCAACGUCAAGGCAUUGGCAGAGAAGAAUGAUCGGCAGGCAGUGGUGCUCUUCGGUAUGCUCUUCACCUUGAUCAUCUGGGUCAUCUCGGUUCUCAGUCUGGCCGUUUCGGUCAUUCUAUACCUGAUUUUCCUGUGGCACCAUAUUCCGACCGAGGACGGCUCCCUCAGGGCCUAUUGCCGUCGCAAGAUCAAUACCCGUCUCGAGCGCAUUGUGAAGCAGAAGGUCAACAAAGCCCUGGCUAAGGGUGUUGUCCUACAGGACCGGAAGCCAACUCAGCCCAAUGUUGGAGCCGGAGCCGACAUGAAACCGUCUCUUCCGACACUACCCUCCGUGGCAGGUCCGGACUACAGCAGGCUGCCACUGUCUCGGACAACCACUCAGACCACACUUCCACCGUACACGUCGCGACCUGGUACUGCCGCGCCAGACGAAAAGCCAGGUUCCCUGCGACAGCCGACGUUGCCUGAUUUAGGCCUAGACAACAAGUCUCGUUUGACCAGAACCACGACGCAGGGUUCCAGUAUCGAUGAGAGCUCUUUUAUGGAGAAUUCAAGGGUUGUGGGAUAUAGCCCCUUGGACCGCUAUCAGCCCUCUCCAGCUCCUUCUGUCCCGACACUACCAGAUAUUCCUCCCGUGCCUCGAUCCUAUACUCCAGUAUCAGGACCGCCUAUGGCUCAAGGCCGACCAGCGCCGGGGCCCUCACACAUGAAUGGACCAAAUCGUGGACCUGCGAAUGGAGGAUAUCCUGGCCCUGGACAAGGCUAUGGCUACCCUCCACGCGGACCUCCGCCAGCCAUGGGUCGUCCUGGGUUAAAUCCUCCAGACCGCGUCAACAGCCCUGCUGGCACGGCACCUCCUCGUUCAUUCACCCCUAUGGGCAACCCUCCGGGUCGUCCCUUCAGUCCUGCAGUCAACGCACCCGAGCGUCCCUACAGCCCUAGCGCUAGCAGCGUUAAUUCAACCCGACAUUUCACUCCCGCUAAUGGCAAUACGACAGCCCCCCCACGAAAUGAUCAAAGCUAUGUCCCGUUCAAUCCUGGUAUGGGUCCUAGGGCGGCCGAAACUCGCAAUCUGACACCAGCCUCCCCUUCAUAUGCCAAUGCCAGCUUCGCCAGACCGAGCCCCAGUCCGUCUGUUCCGAAUGGCAGCCGUCCGCCGCCUCAACGGAGCUACAGCCCUGCCCGUUACAACGGCUACUAG
Molecule: messenger RNA, 1836 nt
Organism: Paecilomyces variotii
Lineage: Eukaryota; Fungi; Ascomycota; Eurotiomycetes; Eurotiales; Thermoascaceae
Exons: 3
Coding region: 1-1836 (611 amino acids)
Biological process (GO): potassium ion transmembrane transport
Cellular component (GO): plasma membrane
Molecular function (GO): potassium ion transmembrane transporter activity
Source: RefSeq, a predicted model, not a curated record